AUGCUUAUUAUAUGGAGAUUUUUCUUAGGUAUAGGUAUAGGAGGAGAUUAUCCUUUAUCUGCAAUAAUAACUUCUGAAUUUGCAAAUACUAAAAAUAGAGGUGCUAUGAUAGCAGCUGUAUUUGCAAUGUAAGGAUUUGGAAUUUUAACUGGGAGUAUAGUAUCAUUAAUAGUUUUAUUCUCUUUCAGUAAUUCUUUAAACAGUGAAGAUCCACUUAAUUAUCUUUAAAUUGAUCAUAUUUGGAGAAUAAUAGUAGCAUUUGGAGCUAUUCCUGGUUUAGUAGCAAUAUAUUUUCGUAUGACAAUUCCUGAAACACCAAGAUUUACAAUGGACAUUAAAGGAGAUGUAGAAAAAGGAGCUAGAAAUAUUUAAUAGGUUUUAAAAAAAGAUGAUUCAAAUUUUGAUGAUUAAAAUUAAGAUGAAAAGAAAAAAAGAGAAUAGAAACCAUCAUUUAAAGAAUUAAAAUUGUAUUUAAUUAAAUGGAAACAUGGAAAAGUGUUAUUAGGCACAUCUAUGGCUUGGUUUGCAUUAGAUGUUGGGUUUUAUGGAAUUAAUUUAAACUAAUCAACAAUUUUAAAAUAAAUAGGAUUUGGAGGAGGAGAUAAUUUAAGUUAAUAUGAAAUUUUGAAAUAGGCAAUUUAUGGAAAUUUAAUAACUUCAGCUUUAGGAACAGUUCCUGGAUAUUGGUUAACAGUUCUUUUUGUUGAUAAAUGGGGAAGAAAAACAAUUUAAAUCAUGGGAUUUGUUGCAUUAACUAUUUUAUUUUUAAUAAUGGGUUUAUGUAAAGAUAUUUUAGGUUAACUUCUAUUUAUUACACUUUAUACAUUAGCAAAUCUAUUCAAUAAUUUUGGACCUAAUGCUACUACCUUUAUUAUACCAGGAGAAGUAUUUCCAACCAGAUAUCGUUCUACUUGUCAUGGAAUUUCAGCUGCUUCUGGUAAAUUAGGAGCAAUCAUAUCUUAAGUUUGGUUUUUAGGUUUAGGAGCAGACAAUUUCAAAGCUAUUAUGUUGACUUUCUCUAUAUUUAUGUUAAUAGGUUUAGGAUUUACAUUUCUAAUUCCUGAAACAAAAGGAAAGAGUUUAGAAGAAAUUACUCAAGGAUAAGAAAAUAGUAAUUAAAUUAUACCUGAUUGA
Paramecium sonneborni is the source of this 1134-nucleotide messenger RNA. NCBI's taxonomy places the organism in Eukaryota, Ciliophora, Oligohymenophorea, Peniculida, Parameciidae. The record is from the annotation of a GenBank genome assembly.